This is a messenger RNA of Knipowitschia caucasica, 714 nucleotides long. The record is from the annotation of a GenBank genome assembly. Lineage: Eukaryota; Metazoa; Chordata; Actinopteri; Gobiiformes; Gobiidae.
AUGGGGUGUUCCUCUUCCAGUGCGCAGGUAGUAGACCAAGAGAAGAGACCUGGGACGAAGCCCGAGGAGGCCAAUGGAUCUGUGGUGAAGAAUAGUUUCAUAGCCGAGAAUGGCCAGACCAUUGAAGCCCAGAUGCAGCUGCCUGUGCAGACUGACCUACCCAGCGAUCUCCACUCUCUGGGGCUAGAGGAGGUGACGGAGCCCAUGCUCUUGGCUCUGGAGACACAAGAGGAGCUGGGUUCUGGGGUGGACCUACUCUCCCCCCAGGCCACAUUGGAGGUGGUCGAAGCCCUGCCUGCCGUGGAAGAGGCAGCCCCUGUAGAAAACACCGUUACUGAGACUGUGAAGGUGGAGACGUUGGUUGAUGUUACAGAAGACGUUCCUGAAAAUGUUGUCGCCGCUCAGAUAGAAGCUCCGGUCUCAAAUGAAGAGGCAAGUGUAGUCGGGGUGGUCCCAGAAGCUGUCCCCAUUGCCUCUGUUGUGGCUGAACCUGAGGCAAAAGAGGCAGAGGAGAAGACAGAGGUGAAAAGCAAUGUUGAGGUAUUGAACGAGGAAACAAUUGCAGCUGCUACAGUACCAGAACUGCCUCCACUGUCUCCAGGGAAAGACCAGACUGCACCUGCACUCGUGAACUCUGAGACCAUCACAGCACCAGCACAAUCUGCAUCACAAAUGACUGAGGCGGAGUCAGAGAAAGCCAAAAAGGAAGACUGA